This is a messenger RNA of Schizophyllum commune H4-8, 3297 nucleotides long. RefSeq lists its product as uncharacterized. Gene Ontology annotation, biological process: formation of cytoplasmic translation initiation complex; translation reinitiation. Lineage: Eukaryota; Fungi; Basidiomycota; Agaricomycetes; Agaricales; Schizophyllaceae. Gene Ontology annotation, molecular function: mRNA binding; translation initiation factor activity. The record is from RefSeq and is a predicted model, not a curated record. Gene Ontology annotation, cellular component: eukaryotic translation initiation factor 3 complex, eIF3e; eukaryotic translation initiation factor 3 complex, eIF3m; multi-eIF complex. Bases 86 to 3160 code for a protein of 1024 amino acids. The transcript is spliced from 5 exons.
CACGUGCCCCGAACCUUAAUUUUUCCUCCCUUACCAUCAGCACAUCGCCGCCGCCGUCGCGUACGACGACGAAGAUACAUCGACGAUGGCGCCGUUCUCAAAACCAGAGACAGUUCUAAAGCAGGCGGAGGGCCUUGUCUCCGUCGGCCAAUCCUAUGCCGCCCUCCAAUCACUCACGGAGAUGUUCUCCUCGAAGCGCUUCCGCUCGACGCCGCUGACGAGCCUGGAGCCUAUCAUGAAUCGAUUCAUCGAGCUCUGUGUGGAGCUGCGGAAGGGGAGGACCGCGAAGGAGGGUCUCAUGCAAUACAAGAACAUCGCUCAGAACACCAGCGUGCAAAGCAUCGAGGCCGUCGUCACCCGCUUCAUCCAGCUCGCCGAUAGCAAGGUCAAGGAGGCGCAGGAGAAGGCGGCGACCGUCCAGGUUGCGCUCGACGUCGACGAUCUUGAAGCCAGCGAGACCCCGGAGAGCAUCUUGCUCGGAGCCGUCAGCGGUGACCAGAGCAAGGAUCGGACCGAUCGCGCGCUUGUCACACCCUGGCUCAAGUUCCUUUGGGAGAGCUACAGGACGUCGUUGGAGACCCUCAAAAAUAAUGCGCGUCUGGAGACAAUCUACCAGCAAGUUGCGCAACAAGCCUUUAAGUUCUGCUUGAAGCAUCAGCGCAAGGUCGAAUUCCGUCGCCUCUGCGAGACCCUCCGUCUUCACUUGGCAAAUGUUGCGAAGUAUGCGCACCAGACGCACAGCAUCAACCUCUCCGACGCGGAUACCCUGCAGCACCAUCUCGACACCCGCUUCGCUCAGCUGAACACUUCCGUCGAGCUUGAAUUAUGGCAAGAAGCAUUCCGCUCCGUCGAGGACAUCCACAACCUCCUCACCCUUGCCAAGAAGGCGCCCCGCCCUGCGAUGAUGGCCAACUACUACGAGAAGCUUACCAGGAUCUUCUUGAUGAGCGGGAACGCACUCUAUCACGCGGCGGCAUGGGGUCGCUACUACUCGAUCGUCUCCAGCAUUGGUGGCAAGAGUGAGGAGGAGAUGUCCCGGCUCGCCGGUCAGGUGCUUGUCAGCGCUCUCGCCGUUCCUGUCGGUCUGCACGAAGUCGAGGAGGUGAAGGGCAAGAAUGCCCGCCUGACCGCGUUGCUGGGUCUUAGCAAAAUGCCGACGAGGGCUGGUCUUCUCAAAGAUGCUCUCGCACGCGAUGUCCUCAGACUGUCCCCUCAGCCUGUCAAGGAUCUCUACAACAUCCUCGAAGUGACAUUCGACCCGCUUUCCAUUUGCAAAAACGUCGCGCCCCUGCUGGACACCCUGUCCAAGCCCGCAUCUGAUGAUGUGCCGAAUCCCUACGCCUCUUACCUUCCCCUGCUCCACCGUGCUCUCCUUUCGCGUCUGCUCAGCCAGCUCGGACAGAUCUACAGCACCAUCCACCUCUCCACUCUCCACUCCCUCGUCGAGCCCCUCGGCGUCCAAGGCGAGCAGGUCGAGUCCUUCGUCGUUGGCUGCGCGCACCGCGGCGAGCUCGGGCCCGGCAUCAAGGUCCGCGUCGACCACAUCGAGGGCUGCGUCGUCUUCUCCGACACGCCUUUCGUGUCGGGCGAGGACGACGAGAUCAAGGAUCCGUCCUCGUCGACGACGUACACGAAGGAUACCAGCGGUCUCAUCCAGACCAGCGUCCGCGACCUUGUGCGCACGCGCCUGAGCGGGGUGGCCGAGUGCCUUUACAAGUCGCUCAACGUCAUCGAGCCGCCUGCUGCCGAGGAGAACACGGAGGAGAAGUUCAAGGAGCUCGCUGCGGCCGCCAAUGCUGAGCGCAAGGCUCUUCAGCUCCGUCGCGCUGUCGUGCACCGACGCCGUGAGCUCCUCACGGAGCUGACGAUGCGCAAGGAGAAGGAGGAUCUCAGCCGUCGUGCGGAGCUUACUCGCAAGGAGCGCGAGGCUCGGGAAGCGCGCGCCAAGGAGGAGCUCAAGCGGAAGGAGGCGGAGCGUACCAAGAAAGAGAUCGAGGAGAUCCGCGCUCAGCAGGCGAAGGAGUACGCGAAGAACCUGGUCGAUAUGGGCAUCUUGAAGCCGGCCGAGGUCGACAAACUGGAGACGUACGACACGGAGCAGUUGAUCACCAUCCAGGUCGGGCAGCUCGAGAAGGAGAAGAAGGAGAUGAACGAGCGCCUGACGCGGGUCUCGAAGCGCAUCGACCACAUCGAGCGCGCCUACCGCAAGGAGGAGCGCCCGCUGCUUGCCAAGGACUACGAGCAGCAGCAGGAGACGGAUCGCCGCAACUUCGAGGCACUGCAAGAAGAACGCAAGACCAGUGCGCGGCAGGCGCACGAGGAGGCCGUUGCGACGAAGAAGCGGCUCCUCCGCAUGCGCGAGGACUACGAGGCGCGGCGCGCGGAGAUCCUGGCGCGCAAGGGCGAGGAGUUCUCGAAGCGGAAGGAGGCCGCGGCGCGCAAGAUCGAGGAGGAGAAGGCGAAGCGGCGCAAGGCCGUGCUCGCGCAGCGCGAGGAGGAGCGCAAGCGCCUCGAGGAAGAGGAACGCAUACGCCGCGAGCAGGAGGAAGAGGAGAGGCGGCUCGAGGAGGAGCGCAUUGCGGAGGAGACCCGCCUACGCGAGGAGGCCGAGGCCAAGGCGGCUGCGGAGGAGGCCGCCAAGCGUAAGGUGGAGGAGGAGGCUGCGGCACGUCGCGCAGAGCGCGAGAAGGAACGCCAGGCCGCCGCCGAGCAGGCCCGCCUCCAGCGCGAGCGCGAGGAGGAGGCCGAGCGGAGACGCGCCGAACGUCGUGCCGCUGAGCGCGCUGCGCCAGCAGCAGCGUCCGGCCGGCCUUCGAUCUUCGGGCGCAAUGCGCCCGCCGCGGAGACCGGUGGCAACGCCUGGCGCAGGAGCACGCCUGUGCCGGAGCGCACGGCGAGCCCGGCCCCCGCCGCGCCUACGCCAGUGGCGGCGGAGGCCGCGCCAGCGAAGUACCGCCCUGGUGCGCUUGGCGGCGGUGGCGGCUGGCGCGCGCGCGAGCAAGCGAAGGCUGCUGGUGCCAGCGGCACGCCGUCCCCUCGUCCUGCCUCGCCCGCACAGCCGCCGGCGUCGCCUGCGAAGGCUGAUACGCCGAAGGACGACGAUGGCUUCCAGACCGUGUCUUCGCGUGGAGUGUGGCGCCCGAGGCGGGGCCGUGCUUGAGGCUGAUAAGUAGUGUACGACUUGCACGACGCUGUACGAUGGGUAUGCUCUCUGUAUUGUAGUACACUCAUGUAUUGUUGCUGCUAUCCCUUGCUAUGGAAUAUUCUGACGCACCCCGUCGACCCGACUGCCCCGCU